UCACCGCUUCACUCUGACAGCUGUCUGAGCAGAAACCAACAAAUCCUCACUGAGAGCUUCUUCAAGAACAAGAGCAAAAUGAAAUCUGCUGUAGCUUUUGUUGUUCUUUGUCUGCUUAUGCUGCAUGUACAAGGUCAGGCCAGGCUGAGCGCAAAGAGGUGCUUAUGUCAAGGUUCUGGGGUGAACAUGGUUCGUCUACAACGUGUUGAGAAGGUUGAAGUUUAUCCUCCUGGUCCAUCUUGUGAAAAUGUGGAAAUUAUUGUCACUUUGAAGAACAGUGCAGGACAAAAAUGCUUGAACCCAGAAUCCAGUUUUGCCCAGAAUUACAUCAAGACAGCCAUUAAAAAGAGGAGUCUGUCGUGAAGCCUGUGACACAACAACAGUGACUAUGUGGAAGAGAAGAUUGUGAACACUGAUCACUGAGACAGUCAACCCUGCUGACUGUAUAUAUAGUUACCUCACAUAUUUAAGCUUCUUCAAAUAUACAUAUAAAUGUGCUUAAACUACUUGUAUAUUGUAAAUACUGUAAAUAUGUCUAAAGUUUAAUUUAUACAAGUGAUGCUGUUAUAUAACUAUAUACUGUGAGAGCUUUAAUAUACAGACUUUUCUGAAACACUCAGUAAAUUUAUUUUUUAUCUACUUUGUUGGGUUUGUUGUUGAUGUCUGAAACAUAAUAAACUGCGCACAUGAAGGUGCCUGAAAUCUACA
This is a messenger RNA of Pygocentrus nattereri (red-bellied piranha), 708 nucleotides long. RefSeq names its product C-X-C motif chemokine 11-6-like. The coding region runs from base 79 to 363 and encodes 94 amino acids. Lineage: Eukaryota; Metazoa; Chordata; Actinopteri; Characiformes; Serrasalmidae. The transcript is spliced from 4 exons. Gene Ontology annotation, biological process: cellular response to lipopolysaccharide; neutrophil chemotaxis; inflammatory response. The record is from RefSeq and is a predicted model, not a curated record. Gene Ontology annotation, cellular component: extracellular region. Gene Ontology annotation, molecular function: CXCR chemokine receptor binding; chemokine activity.